CCGAGUUGCACAAUGUGUUUUAGCCUUUUUCAACCCGACCGCUCCCCUUUCCUAAGUUUAAAAGAUUUUGCUUUGAGUUUUCAAGUCCAAUCGUGUGCCUGAAACCGCGUUUACAAGUGGAAGCUGAAUUCGAGCUCACACACAACAACAACACCCACAACAACAACAGCAACAGACCAAGACUCGGAAAAGUGGAGGAGAGUUUUACCUGCAGAUUAAAAGGCUGUGACUGACUGCAGCACCCAUUUCACUGCCAUCGUUUCCUCUCCUCACAGCUGCUGGACAUGGGGGACAUCGACAAAGGGAAGAAGGUGUUUGUCCAGAAAUGUUCCCAGUGUCACACAGUGACGGAGGGGGGACGCCACAAGGUGGGACCCAAUCUGUGGGGUCUGUUGGGAAGGAAGACGGGACAGGCACCUGGUUUCUCCUACACGCAGGCCAACAUGGAUAAAGGUAUCAUAUGGGAUGAAGAGACUCUGAAUGUCUACCUUCAAAAUCCUAAGAAGUACAUUCCUGGUACCAAGAUGCUGUUCAGUGGGAUCAGAAAGAAAAAGGAAAGAGUGGAUAUUAUCGCCUAUUUAAAGGACGCCACCUCCUAAUACACUGGAAACACAAAACACACACUGUACAGUUAGGAAAACAACUGUGUUUUUAGUUUUUAUUUUGAGCUUACAAUGAACACAAUUAAACACUUUUAUGUAUUUAGGUUACCACAUGGCUGCCAUACUGUUUUUGUGUGUGUGUGUCGGAGACUGUUUUUAAUUAUCUCAUGAGUCAAGUUGUGGGUUUUCCAGAUAUAUCUUAGUCAGGCCUUCUUAAAGAGGCAGCCCUCUAUUUGGAUUUUCUAAAAAUAGAGUUGUUUACCCAAUUAUAUCCCCACCGUUUGCACAGAAACUGUGUUAUUAUCUUUUGCACUUGUUUACUCUCAAUUUGUUGUUUAGUCUCAAAAUGUUUGUGUUAAAUGUGCUGGACGGUCUAUUUUUCCCCUCCUUCUUUCUUUAAGCCAGUCGAGGAAUCACUUUUAUUGUUUUAAAGUUUCAGUUUUAAAAUGAGUGUUUUGUAAUCCUAUUUUUUUUAAUAAAUGCAUGUCUUGUGACUUAAGAAUAAUAUGGCCAAACAAAUGUGUAGUUUACUGGAAAAGCAAUGGUUUUCUUUUGGUUAAAGUAUAGCACACGAACAAAUAUGUUGACUUAAGUCUAAUAACGGCCUGUUGAAUACAUGAUGUAUAUGAUGUUCUUCAUACUGAGUUACUGUUUUAUACUUUGAGUUAAACAGUAAAACAUUUUCCACAUG
Messenger RNA from Pseudoliparis swirei, 1293 nucleotides. Its product is annotated as cytochrome c-a. The record is from RefSeq and is a predicted model, not a curated record. Gene Ontology annotation, cellular component: mitochondrial intermembrane space. Gene Ontology annotation, molecular function: heme binding; electron transfer activity. The transcript is spliced from 3 exons. Gene Ontology annotation, biological process: mitochondrial electron transport, cytochrome c to oxygen; mitochondrial electron transport, ubiquinol to cytochrome c. The coding region runs from base 285 to 599 and encodes 104 amino acids. NCBI's taxonomy places the organism in Eukaryota, Metazoa, Chordata, Actinopteri, Perciformes, Liparidae.